Pieris brassicae (large cabbage white) is the source of this 3542-nucleotide messenger RNA. It is a transcript of the gene bib, whose product is annotated as neurogenic protein big brain. The transcript has 6 exons. Gene Ontology annotation, biological process: transmembrane transport. NCBI's taxonomy places the organism in Eukaryota, Metazoa, Arthropoda, Insecta, Lepidoptera, Pieridae. Gene Ontology annotation, molecular function: water channel activity. Gene Ontology annotation, cellular component: plasma membrane. Bases 92 to 1444 code for a protein of 450 amino acids. The record is from RefSeq and is a predicted model, not a curated record.
CGUGGGCGUCCGCUGCAAUACGCGCGCUAUUUGACGUCAUUAUUUUGAUACUGACGUUAACGUGUCCAAGAGUUAUGCGUAUUUAGUCACCAUGGGUGAACAGGCAUUCAAUAUUUCCGAUGACAAUUUAGAGCAGCAUAUAGUGACAUUAUUUGAGAAAUUAGAGUGUUUGCGUAGUAAUUCUAAUGAAGCGAGUUUGGGGGGCAGAGUGCCGGCCAGGUUGGAAGUGAGGACUUUAUCACUGUGGAAAGCUGUAGUUGCUGAAUGUGCGGCGUCUUUCUUGUAUGUUUUUAUCGUGUGUGGUGCAGCAGGUGGUGCUGGUAUCGGGGCAUCUGCCUCAGCUGUGUUGCUUUCCACAGCUCUCGCUUCCGGUUGCGCUAUCGCAACAUUGACUUUAUGCUUCGCUCACAUAUCAGGUGCUCAUGUGAAUCCAGCUGUGUCAGCAGCAUUAUGUGUCCGGCGGCGUGUGUCACCGCUACGUGCAGCUCUGUACGUAGCUGCUCAAUGUGGAGGCGCCAUAGCUGGUGCAGCUGCCAUUUACGGGGUUAGCGUACCAGGUUACGCUGGUGGUUUAUCAGCAUCCUUGCCAGCUGGCGGUGGAGCGGCAUGGGAGCGCCUUGGCGCUGAACUCUUGCUGUCAGGCUUGGUGGCUGCUGCAUACUUCGCGGCCAUGGAGCGAAGAUGGACUGGCACUGCACCUGUGUUACUUGGAGCUGCCUAUUGUGCUGCAAGCUUUGUCUCUAUGCCAUCCCUAAAUCCAGCAAGAUCCCUGGGACCUUCCUUCGUCUUAUCACGUUGGGACAGUCAUUGGGUUUGCUGGGUCGGAGGCCUCGGAGGGGGGAUCGCCAGUGCCCUUCUCCACGAGUGGGCAUCCAGGAAACCACGGGCAAACUCCAACUCAAGGGCGUCGUCACCGCGGGAUCUAGAUGAGCUAGACAAGCCAGCGUUCCCUUCGCACCAUCAUUACAGACACGCGUCCACGUACUGUUCAGCUACACCACGGCCGGAUAACACGGAGCCACUGUACUCGGGAUCUAAGUCUCUUUACUGCCGGUCACCACCACCUGCAAGGCACACUCUACACAGGUCUGAUGGAUCCUCAUGUAAAAUGUCGCAGUCUGUAUACAGUAAAACCAGUGCUGCAGCACCUGGAUCGCUUGUUGCGGCUCAAUCUUUGCUUUUACGGCCUCCAACUCAUACUGUCACAAUGAACCAGAAUGUACAUAAUGCCCAGCGUGACCCGCCUUAUGGCACCAAUAUUAAUGUACGACCAGGACCAGCAGGUGCAGCUGUACAAGAACGUCGGGAGUCAGUAUACAGUGCGGGGACACGGCGGGGUCCUCUCUCGUCCGAAGACAGUGCGUAUGGCAGCUAUGGCCCCCAACAGCCUGCUUUGCCCCACGCACGUACUUUCAGGGCGCCUCUUCAUCCGGACCAUUACUAGCGGCGCGCUUCGCAGCACAAUAUUGCGCUGCUGUUUGACGUUUAGUGUUGUACGACAUGGGCUCUGACCUUCAUGCUGCAUAGUGGUGGUGACGAUGUAUAGUGCGACUUUGGGUGACGUUAUUAUGAAUAGAAAAGACGUUUACUAUAUUUUGUUGAGGCUAGAGCUGAACUUUCCUUGUGUUUGUAUAAAGUUUAUGUAAUAAUAACAAUAAUUUCUGACUUAAGAGUAAGUGUCUUCGUAAGAAACAAUUGCCGACACGACUUACUAUCGCUUUACAAACUGAAAAUAAUUCUCUUACAUUUAAACUCAAAAAAAAGUCUGUAUUUUCAUUGUUUAAAGCAUCUGUAAAUAUUAGCUGGUAACAAACAACUGAUUAAUGAAAACCGUCUUCAUAAACGUGUUUGCGUCAAAUAAUACGGAUGUCAGUUUGCGCUACGUUUCUGAAUUCUCUAGGCUUUCUCUCUCUUCAGGCUAUAUUAUAUAUGUAUACUGUACCCUUUAUUCAAGUAAAAAAGUGUUGUUAAUAUUAAAAUAGAUUUCGUAUUUUAUUAAUAGAAAAGUAUUUUUUUAAUAAGGUGCCUGAUGACCUUCUUGGAGUUGUUUAGUUAAUAUUUUGAGGUUAAACAUUUCAUUUGAGUCUUUCCAGGUAAUCGCAAAAGUAUAUUUCUAUAACAUAUCCCAUAAACUAAAUCAGUAUUAUCGGCUUAAGUAUUAGUCUUUUUCCCUCCCAUUGUGUUAACACUGUAAUGAAGAGACAGCUGAAAGUUUGAAUUUUAGCCUAACCUAACAUAAAUAUUUAAUUCAAAGACUUUCAGUGUUUCCAACAUAAAGUUACCAUUUUCUAACUAUGUCUUAAUAUUUAGUACAACGAAUUAGAUUAUACAAAUUUGUAAACAUACGUUAUUAAACUUUUUAGUCACGAAACUAAACUAUAAGACUGUUUUAAGUAAAUAACCGAUCUCUUUAACAUAGCGUCAAUGAGUACUUUAAACAAUUUCUGAUUUAGUUUCGUGAAUAAACGGAAAAUAUUCAAAGCAGAUAUUGAAUCGUCUAAGUACUUAAAUUUUUCAGAAAUAUGGGUCCUAUUAAUAACUAUGUAUAUGAGAAACUAUAAACAUUUUAGGCUAAUCUACUGGUAAUAUAAUGUACAUAAUUUUUAAUGUUCAUAAUGCGAUGAUUACCAAAGUUAUUAAAGUCAUUAAAUUAGUGUUUAUUGUUAUGUAAGUUAAACUGCACAGCCUCUACACUAUGUGUAUAAUACGGAGGUCCGUGGUUUGAAUUCUGUCGAAAUAAUAAUUGUUUUGGGUACCGACAUUACUGACACACUACAAGUAUUUAAAAUAUAAUAUUAAAUAUUUAUUUAUUAAAUAUUUUUGUUAUUAAUCUUAUUUCAUUACCGUGCCCGUGGUAGUUGGUCUAUGGUUUUUCCAAUUCUUUGAAGGUAAUUAUUAGGUUUAGAACACACAGAAUGUUGAUUUUAUUGCCUAAAUGAAUGUUGGUUCCAUUGAGAUUUUUGAAACUCAAAUAUUUCGUCAUGUAUCCAAUACUAUACCCAUUUGAUAUAACAUACUACUUAUUGAAUGCACUAACACCAUUUUCUAUAUAUUUAUAUGUGAAAGAAUGUUUGUGAUUCCUUUUUAGGGUCAACAACGUAUGAGAAUGUAAAAGACGGAACGAUGACGCGUUUAGCUUGAUUGCGGUCUAGAAGUCUAUCAAUUUUAUUCAGCGCUUAUUAAUAAAUAACUCCGCUAUAUGUGGCGAUGAAAGCGCUAAGUCUGCAUCAAUGCCCAACGUUCCUUUCGACCAAUCAAGCGAAACGCAUCAUUGUUGCGUCUUUCGUUGUACUCGUAUAUUAUAAUUAAAGAGUGGCUGGUGUCAUAUGCUCGGCGGUCGUAACCCUUUCAUAUCGCGUUUCAGUAUAUAACGACUCGCACUGAUUUUAGCGGGGAGAUUGUAGAUGUCGCUUUCAUGAUUAUUCUGAGAUAUUUAAAUCAGUUUAAUAUAUUGGGGAUGAAUACUUGUGAAUUAAGUUUUAAUAAAACUAUACAUACACAAUAAGACUGUCAUAAAUUAAUUUAAGGCUUCCAAAUAUUUG